CCGAAUAAAGUUGGGAAGAAAUGGAAGGCUCGCUUCCUCUCCACAUAUGCCAUGUCAACCCUCUAUCCAUAUUCAUCAACAGAUCACAUACUUUUAUCCACUCCAUAGCUUUAGCUCUUUUGAUUUACUACAGAGCCUCCUUUCUCUCCCAACACCCCAAGACCAGUGCCACACCAAUUCUACCAUGGCUUCUUGUGUUCGUUGCUGAGCUCGUGCUCUCUUUCAUAUGGCUCAUCGGCCAAGCCUAUCGCUGGCGUCCCGUUUCUCGAACAGUCUUUCCAGAAAGAUUGCCAGAGGAUGAUAAGCUCCCGGCGAUUGACGUGUUUAUAUUCACCGUGGAUCCAAAUAAGGAGCCAACUUUGAAGGUGAUGAACACUGUGUUAUCGGCCAUGGCGCUGGAUUAUCCACAAGGGAAGCUUCACGUGUAUGUUUCAGAUGAUGGGGGGUCUCCUGUAACUUUGCAUGGUUUGAAGGAGGCUUGGCGGUUUGCAAAGUGGUGGCUUCCUUUUUGUAGGAGGUACAGAAUCAAGACAAGGUGCCCGGAGGCUUAUUUCUCGGCUUCAAACGAUGAUGAUGAUGAAGGGUUUGGGAGUUCUGAGUUUAUCACAGAGAGAAAGAAGACUCAGGAAAGAUACGAGAUGUUCAAGAAAUCUAUAACUGAAGUAAAAGAGAGAGGAAGACUUGGUGACAACAGUAGGAUCACUGCUCAAGAUCACCCUUCUGUUAUUGAGGUGAUACAAGAUGAUUCCGAUGAUAAAGUACAAGAAGACCAAGAAAAUAUUCCACUUCUUGUUUAUGUUGCUCGUGAGAAAAGGCCUUCUCAUCCCCAUCAUUUUAAAGCCGGAGCAGUCAAUGUUCUUCAACGAGUCUCUAGCGUGAUAAGCAACUCCCCCUACAUAUUGGCACUUGAUUGUGACAUGUAUUGCAAUGACCCGACUUCAGCUAGGCAAGCAAUGUGUUUCCACCUUGAUCCUAAGAUCUCGCCCACACUUGCUUUUGUUCAAUUUCCUCAGAGAUUCCACAACAUCUGUAAGAACGACAUCUAUGAUGCUCAACUGAGAUCAGCAUAUUCGUUAAUGUGGUGUGGUCUAGAUGGGCUCCAGGGACCUGUAUUGUCUGGCACUGGCUUUUAUAUCAAGAGGGUGUCAUUAUGUGGAAGUUUCAUACACGAAGAUGUUGAUCUCACGGAACUUAAACAGUCAUUUGGUUCAUCCAAUGAAUUAAUCAAAUCCCUUCACGGAAACUACGAGCCUAAUGCGAUCAAUGGUCAACAAGAAUUGUUGAAAGAGACUCAAGUAUUAGCCUCCUGCACCUAUGAAAAUGACACUAAAUGGGGCAAAGAGGUUGGUUUCCUAUAUGAUUCUGUGGCAGAAGAUUUCUUUACCGGGUUCAUCUUACAGUGCAAAGGUUGGACCUCGGUUUAUUGUAAUCCAUCGAGGGCACAAUUCUUAGGAAGCGGCAGUGCGAAUUUGAAUGACUUAAUGAUUCAAGGCAUGAGAUGGAGCUCUGGGUUGAUAGAAGUCGGUUUCUCAAAGUUUUGUCCCCUCAUAUAUGGUCCACCAAGGAUGUCAUUUCUUGAGAGCAUGUGCUAUGGAGAACUGUCAUUUUUCCCUUUCUAUUUCUUGCCAUUAUGGUGUUUUGCCACUAUUCCACAAUUGUGUUUACUCAAUGGAAUCCCAUUGUACCCUAAGGUUUCAAGCUCAUAUUUUGUUAUAUUUUUGUUCAUCUUUUUAUCGUCUCUAGCUAAACUUUUGCAAGAAAUCCUCUUUACUGGAGGGUCAUUCCUCUCAUGGGUAAAUGAACAAAGGAUAUGGAUGAUGAAGUCAGUUACAUUUCACUUAUAUGGAACCUUAGAUGGUAUUAUGAAGCGUAUUGGUAUUAAAGAAGCCAGUUUUGUGCCCAGCAACAAAGUUGAUGACGAUGAACAACUCAAAUUAUACGAAAUGGGCAAAUUUGGUUUCCAAAUACCAAACAUUUUUCUUGUUCCUAUGGUUGCUCUUAUCAUCUUGAACAUGGCUUCGUUUGUUGGUGGACUUGUCAGAGUGGUCUUUUUGGGCGAUUGGGACAAUAUGUUUGUGCAAGUUUUCAUCUCAUUCUACAUCUUAGUUAUAAAUUUUCCAAUAAUUGAGGGGAUGAUAAUAAGGAAGGACAAGGGACGUGUUCAACCAUCAGUUACUCUAUUAUCUGCUAUGUUUUCCACAAUUUUCUUGUUAGUGGGAUCAUUCAUUCUCCAUUGCUAAUUGGUGAGUAUGUAUUAUAAUUUCUUACUAAUUAUAUCAUCAUUUUGAAUUCAAUAUAGAAAAGACUAUUGUAGAUGCAUUCUACAAAUAAAGUUUUUGAUGUCCUCUA
Quercus lobata is the source of this 2349-nucleotide messenger RNA. Its product is annotated as cellulose synthase A catalytic subunit 7 [UDP-forming]-like. The transcript has 8 exons. The coding region runs from base 21 to 2240 and encodes 739 amino acids. Gene Ontology annotation, molecular function: cellulose synthase (UDP-forming) activity. The record is from RefSeq and is a predicted model, not a curated record. Lineage: Eukaryota; Viridiplantae; Streptophyta; Magnoliopsida; Fagales; Fagaceae. Gene Ontology annotation, biological process: cellulose biosynthetic process. Gene Ontology annotation, cellular component: membrane.